Messenger RNA from Marmota flaviventris (yellow-bellied marmot), 3441 nucleotides. RefSeq names its product transient receptor potential cation channel subfamily V member 1 (gene Trpv1). Gene Ontology annotation, cellular component: plasma membrane. Gene Ontology annotation, biological process: calcium ion import across plasma membrane. The record is from RefSeq and is a predicted model, not a curated record. Lineage: Eukaryota; Metazoa; Chordata; Mammalia; Rodentia; Sciuridae. Gene Ontology annotation, molecular function: calcium channel activity; protein binding.
CUGCUCACCCUGGGGUCCAGGGGUGGGAAGUACAGUCCCGAAAUCUUUAGUUCUGGGGUGCUGGGGGAAGCAAUGGUUGAACUUUUGGGAUGUCUUGCUUCACAAGAAACCUGAUAAGGAAAGCAGGUAGGGGCUGAGGAUGUGCAGUCAAGCUGCAAACAAACCCCAUCUCUGGGGCUGUCCACAGGUUGCAUACUGAUCCACAGAGGAUCUGGCAAGGAUGAAGAAGUGGGCUAACGUAGACUCAGGUGAGUCUGAGGACCCACCCCACGAAGAUUCCUGCCCAGACCCCCCUGAUGGAGACCCUAACUCCAAGCAAUCUCCAGCCAAGCCUCACAUUUUCUCCACGACCAAGAGCCGCACUCGGCUCUUUGGGAAGGGUGAUUCGGAGGAAGCAUCUCCUAUGGAUUGCUCUUAUGAGGAAGGUGAGCUGGCCUCCUGCCCAACCAUCACAGUCAGCUCAGUUGUCAUCAUCCAGAGGCCUGGGGAUGCUCUCACCUGUGCCAGGCAGCUGUCCCAGGACUCUGUCUCUGCUGGUGCUGAGAAGCCCCUCAAGCUCUAUGAUCGCAGGAGUAUAUUUGAUGCUGUUGCUCAGAAUAACUGCCAGGAGCUGGAGAGCCUGCUGCCCUUCCUCCAGAAGAGCAGGAAGCGCCUCACGGACAGCGAGUUCAAAGACCCCGAGACAGGAAAGACUUGUUUGCUGAAAGCCAUGCUCAACUUGCACAAUGGGCAGAAUGACACCAUCUCUUUGCUCCUGGACAUUGCCCGGCAGACAGACAGCCUGAAGGAGUUUGUUAAUGCCAGCUACACAGACAGCUACUACAAGGGCCAGACAGCACUGCACAUUGCCAUUGAGAGGCGGAACAUGGCACUGGUGACCCUCCUGGUGGAGAAUGGAGCAGAUGUCCAGGCUGCUGCAAAUGGGGACUUCUUCAAGAAAACCAAGGGGCGACCUGGCUUUUACUUUGGUGAGCUGCCCCUCUCCCUGGCUGCGUGCACCAACCAGUUGGCCAUUGUGAAGUUCCUGCUGCAGAAUUCCUGGCAGCCGGCCGACAUCAGCGCCAGGGACUCAGUUGGCAACACGGUGCUACACGCCCUGGUGGAGGUAGCAGACAAUACGGCCGACAACACCAAGUUUGUGACGAGCAUGUACAACGAGAUCCUGAUCCUGGGAGCCAAGCUCCACCCUACAUUGAAGUUGGAGGAACUCAUCAACAAGAAGGGGCUCACACCGUUGGCUCUGGCCGCCAGCAGUGGGAAGAUUGGGGUCUUGGCCUAUAUUCUCCAGAGGGAGAUCCAGGAGCCUGAGUGCAGACACCUGUCCAGGAAGUUCACCGAGUGGGCCUAUGGGCCCGUGCACUCCUCACUCUAUGACCUGUCCUGCAUCGAUACCUGUGAGAAGAAUUCAGUGCUGGAAGUGAUCGCCUACAGCAGCAGCGAGACCCCUAAUCGCCAUGACAUGCUCCUGGUAGAGCCUCUGAACCGACUCCUGCAGGACAAGUGGGACAGAUUCGUCAAGCGCAUUUUCUACUUCAACUUCUUUGUCUACUGCUUGUAUAUGAUCGUCUUCACCACAGCUGCCUACUAUAGGCCUGUGGAUGGCUUGCCUCCCUACAAGCUGAAAAACACAGUUGGAGACUAUUUCCGAGUCACUGGAGAGAUUCUGUCUGUAUCUGGGGGAGUCUACUUUUUUCUCCGAGGGAUUCAAUAUUUCCUGCAGAGGCGGCCAUCUAUGAAGACCUUAUUUGUGGAUAGCUACAGUGAGAUGCUUUUCUUUGUGCAGUCCCUGUUCAUGCUGGGAUCUGUGGUGCUGUACUUCAGCCACCGCAAGGAGUAUGUGGCUUCCAUGGUGUUCUCCCUGGCAAUGGGUUGGACCAACAUGCUCUACUACACCCGUGGCUUCCAGCAGAUGGGCAUCUAUGCUGUCAUGAUCGAGAAGAUGAUCCUCAGAGACCUGUGUCGGUUCAUGUUUGUCUACCUCGUUUUCUUGUUCGGGUUUUCCACAGCGGUAGUAACACUGAUCGAGGAUGGGAAGAAUUACUCUGAGCCGGCUGAGUACACAUCACAUAGGUGGCGGGCUCCUGGCUGCAGGCCACCCGACAGCUACAACAGCCUAUACUCCACGUGCCUGGAGCUGUUCAAGUUCACCAUCGGCAUGGGUGACCUGGAGUUCACGGAGAACUACGACUUCAAGGCUGUCUUCAUCAUCCUGCUGUUGGCCUAUGUGAUUCUCACCUACAUCCUCCUACUCAACAUGCUCAUCGCCCUCAUGGGGGAGACCGUGAACAAGAUUGCACAGGAGAGCAAGAACAUCUGGAAACUGCAGAGAGCCAUCACCAUCCUGGACACGGAGAAGAGCUUCCUAAAGUGCAUGAGGAAGGCUUUCCGCUCAGGCAAGCUGCUGCAGGUGGGGUACACACCUGACGGCAAGGAUGACUACAGAUGGUGCUUCAGGGUGGACGAGGUAAACUGGACCACCUGGAACACCAAUGUGGGCAUCAUCAAUGAGGACCCUGGCAACUGUGAGGGUGUAAAGCGCACCCUGAGCUUCUCCCUGAGGUCAGGCAGAGUUUCAGGGAGAAACUGGAGGAACUUUGCCCUGGUUCCCCUUUUAAGGGAUGCAAGCACUCGAGAUAGGCACCAUGCGCAGCCGGAGGAAGUUCAUCUGAAGCACUUUGCAGGAUCCCUUAAGCCAGAGGAUGCUGAGGUCUUCAAGGAUUCCAUGGCUCCAGGGGAGAAGUGAGGGACCCCCACCUGGGGUGCUCUCCAUGCUGGGCCUUUUUAUGCCCCACUGCCAUGGAGGGGCUGUUCAGGGAACACCAGUGCCCUGUCAGCAGUGUGACCCUCUCAGGGCCUGCUCAGGCACAUUCCUAGGACUGCACUGGACCUGCUGUGGGAAGUGUGGUUGGGUGUGUGGGGAGAGACAUGCAUCCACCCACCGCUGUCCCAGAUGAAUCUUCAAACAGGAAGCCAUCUGCCUUUCAACUUCUCACUGAUUUCAUUAAACAGUGUGAAGGGUAAGUCUGUACUUGGACAUAGCUUAGACCCUUGCUGCCUUUGAUCUUCAUGUUACUGGGAAUAAAUGGAGUCCAUAAAAACACCUUUGAUGAGAACAGAACAUUUCCUUCGAUGUUGAAAGCUGAAGCUCUUACUCUCUGUAUUGUGUUAAUAUCUCACCCGCCCAGAGCAGUCUCAUUGGGGGAUAUUGUUUGAUCCCCAGAGAAGGUGGGGAAUGCUUCUCCCAUUCCUAACUCCAGCAGAAUGUCCCAAGAGUGUCUUUAUUUUUUAGGGUGAAAUAUCAAAGUUCCCCAAAUAUUAGCUCUAUUGUUGUUCAGAUAAAAGCCCAGAACCAUGUUCCAAGGGACACAUGGAGGGAAGUUUCCAAUGAUCACAGUCCUGCACCCCUGCAAUGCUAAAUGCUUCCACCCCAUCCAUUUUGUC